Molecule: messenger RNA, 2002 nt
Organism: Drosophila persimilis
Lineage: Eukaryota; Metazoa; Arthropoda; Insecta; Diptera; Drosophilidae
Product: alanine--glyoxylate aminotransferase 2, mitochondrial
Exons: 4
Coding region: 135-1700 (521 amino acids)
Biological process (GO): glyoxylate catabolic process
Cellular component (GO): mitochondrion
Molecular function (GO): L-alanine:glyoxylate transaminase activity; pyridoxal phosphate binding
Source: RefSeq, a predicted model, not a curated record
UCGUUACGCGCGGACGCGUUUUCAGCUUUGGCUUCGUGUGAGAUCGACACCGGCAUCGAGACCUGUCAGAGCAGUCUUUAUUACCGGAUCAUAUCAGGAAACAAAAGUGUUGCAAAGCAGGAACUUGAAUAAAUAUGAUGUCCAAGCGUUUGUUUGCCCACACGAGACGGCUGCUGCCGGGCUCCACCUCGAGCCGCUCCAGCUCUAGCACCACCCUCUACUCGAAGGCGGCUCCAGCCGUGAUGAACCUCGUGCAGAACGAGAUGCCCGAGACGCAGCAUCGGUCCAGUGGCUACGUGGGACCCAGCUACGAACAGAUCCUUAAAACGCGCAAGACCCAUUUGACGCCCAAUGUGGUGGCCCACUUCAAGAAGCCUUUGGUCAUCCACGAGGGACACAUGCAGUGGCUGUACGACCACGAGGGGCGUCGCUACCUGGACAUGUUCGGCGGCAUUGUCACCGUCUCCGUGGGACACUGUCAUCCCAAGGUGAACCAGGCGCUGAGCGAGCAGAUCUCCAAGCUGUGGCACACGACCAACAUCUACAUGCACCCCAAGAUCCACGAGUACGCGGAGCGGCUGGUGGCCAAGUUUCCGAGCAACCUGAAGAGCGUCUGCUUCGUCAAUUCUGGCUCGGAAGCCAACGACCUGGCCAUGCUCAUGGCACGCAUACACACGGGCAACCAGGACAUCCUGUCCUUCCGCAACGCCUACCACGGCAUGUCGCCCUACACCAUGGGUCUGACGGCCCACUCCACGUGGCGCUUCUCGCUGGCGGGAGUAAACAACGGACUAGUGCACGUCAUGAAUCCCGAUCCGUAUCAAGGCAUCUGGGGCGGCGCUGCCUGCCGCGACUCGCCCGUGCAGACGACGCGCAGCUGCCAGUGCCAGGAAGGCUGCCAGGCAGGAGAUGCAUACUACAACGAGCUGGAGGAGACCUUCAAGUACAGCCUGCCCCGUGGCAAGGUGGCGGCCAUGUUCGCCGAGUCCAUCCAGGGCGUGGGCGGCACUGUGCAGUUCCCCAAGGGCUACCUGAAGCGGGCAGCUGCUCUGAUCAGGGCCAACGGCGGACUCUUCGUGGCGGACGAGGUGCAGACGGGAUUCGGCCGCACGGGAGAGCACUUCUGGGGCUUUGAGGGGCACGACUAUGUGCCGGAUAUCGUGACUAUGGCCAAGGGCAUUGGCAACGGCUUCCCUUUGGCCGCCGUCGUCACCACCCCAGAGAUUGCCGCCUCCCUGGGGCAGGCGCUGCACUUCAACACUUACGGAGGCAAUCCCAUGGCCAGUGCGGUGGGCAUCGCCGUUCUGGACGUGAUUGAGGAGGAGCAGCUACAGCGCAACUCCCUGGAGGUGGGCACCUACUUCCUCAAGUGUUUGGAGGAGCUGCAACAACGCUUCGAGAUCGUGGGCGAUGUCCGCGGCAAGGGGCUGAUGAUCGGCGUCGAGCUGGUCGAGGAUCGGGAAAAGCGCACGCCCCUGGCCACGCCCCAUGUGCUGGAGAUCUGGGAGACGUGCAAGGAUCUUGGUGUGCUCUUCGGACGCGGUGGCCUCCAUGGCAACGUGCUGAGCUUCAGGCCACCGCUGUGCGUGGGCUUCGAGGACGUGGAGUUGGCUCUGAAUACGCUAGAGACCGCCUUCCAGCAGCACAUGAGCAAGCGACUGCGUGGCUGGAGAUACGGCCAGGCCCAAAGCAGGAGCUAGCCUGGUUGUACUUCCGAUUGGCUCAUUUAUUGGCUAAGCUUAUCCGCUAGUAAUUGAACAACGUUUAUAGAGCAGCAUUAUGACCGCAAUAGCGAGGCUUCUUCGAUUUAGUUGUAGAUAUUCCUAAUCAUAGUAUACAUUUGUAUAUGUAUAUACCUAUCUAUCCUUAGUCUGAUCAGUUUGUGUGUGUGUGUGUGUGUGUGUGUGUGUGUGUGGAUGUGCGGGAUGUGUCAUUGGGAGGGCAUGUGCAUGUGGGUGUCAUGGAUAAUAAUAAACCGAUAUCCGUAGCGUAGCUGUACAAA